CGAUAAUAUUUCCCCAGAUCACGUCCAAUUGGACUCUUGACCGUCCAGUCACGGCAACGCCAAACUCUCGCUCCUCGUUCCCCAGACUCGUUCACGAUCUCAGCGCAAGUCUCAGCUAUAAUACCCCGAACCUUAUCGGCGCCCAUCGCUUUCAUCCCAAUUUCUACAAUUUCCCGAGUCAAGACACUAACUCAAAAUUCCGUGGCGCCAACGGAUAGCGUCCAGCCCGCUCUUUUAGCAUUAAAUCUGCGACUUUUGGGUCGCAAGAUCGGCUGCUUCACUGCUCAAUACGCUAUGCUCGCGGCCGGCGCUGAGGCUUUGGGGUUGCGAUCUUCAUGCAUUAAAUUGACCGUUGACCCCCUUGGUUUUGCAUAUCAUGGAUACAAUGCCCAAACCAGGGGAAGAUCUGUCAAAUUUUCGUAUUGAACCGUCUGUUAUUAUAAGUCAUUAUAUCUUGGUCCCGCUCUUGGCAUCGGUCUCAUCGUUUCUUGUGACAGUCAACAUAUCAAAGUUUAGUAUUCGUCCUUCACUACACUCCAGCCAUGGCGGGCUUUUUGAUUCCUCCGUGGUACAAGACCGAGACUCCAAAGGAUCUGGAGAUGAACAUUGUCAGUCUCAUCUUCGGCUUCAGCAUGGGCGCGUCAAUGUUCACUGCUGGUAUGGCCAUCAAGCAGACGAUGCAGGCGUACCAGAGAAAAAGGCUUUUCAGCGCAUACAUCAUCAUGUGCUGGCUUGAUUGGAUUGGAUGCAACUGUAUGGGAAUCAUCACUUAUUGCUGGCUACGAGGCUUCGCUCCACCAAGCUUCUGGGUCUUUUUCUUUAUCAUUGUUUUCUGGAGUAUGCAGAUCCAAUUUACCCUCCAGAUCAUCAUUAAUCGAAUAUCCCUCCUUCUCGGUAACAAAACGAACAUCAACAGAGUCAAGUGGGGAGUUGCAGUGGUUGCGAGCUUGAUCAACAUCAGCGGUUUCUGCAUCUGGGUACCGGCUCGCUUACAGAUCUCUCACCUGUACGAAGAAAUCAACAUUGUCUGGGACCGAACCGAAAAGGCUGUCUUCUUGAUCGUCGAUUUAUCGCUUAACCUCUACUUCAUAUACCUGGUUCGGUCGCGACUCAUCGCUUGCGGAUUGACGAAGUAUACUGAGCUGUUCCACUUCAACGUCAUUAUGGUUGUUAUAUCAGUGUCGUUGGAUUGCGUGCUGAUGGGAGCCACAUUUCUCCCCAGUCCUGUUGUCUAUGUCCAGUUCCAUCAACUCGUCUACCUCCUCAAACUAUACAUUGAGAUGAACGUCGCCUCUCUUCUCGGCCACAUAGUCAAGAGCUCAAGAGAGCAAGACGCUAGACCGACCGAGGGAGGUCGACAGAGGGUUCGCGAUGAAUUGGUCAGUGGCCGGAUGACUACGUUUGUCACCGCGAGUCGCACAGGUCAUGUCCGACUUGACGAUAUGUCGCGUGAUGACUCCUACCGAAGGACAUCCGACUGGGAAAAUGGGAUCAUGAAGAAGGUUGAGACCAAGGUGGUGUUUACAGAAACCCAGGACCAGGCAUCGACCUCGGACCAAGAGCGAAUGGUAUGAGUUUCUGAUGUCGCAGUACACAAACAUUUCAUGAUUAGUUAGCGUCUAUCUUCACUACCAUGUAACAAUAAAUAUAAUGAGUAAUGUAAAUCAUUCGCGCCCCGA
This is a messenger RNA of Fusarium odoratissimum NRRL 54006, 1679 nucleotides long. RefSeq lists its product as uncharacterized. The transcript has 5 exons. The record is from RefSeq and is a predicted model, not a curated record. The coding region runs from base 543 to 1574 and encodes 343 amino acids. Lineage: Eukaryota; Fungi; Ascomycota; Sordariomycetes; Hypocreales; Nectriaceae.